UGUCCCAUCUGGGACAUAUGACAAUAAAACAUUCUUGACUCUUCUCUUGAAAUAGAGAACAGUGUGUUGCGUCUCCCGCAGCGUUGUGCGUUCAUGGUGUUGGUGGGAGGGAUGGAUCCGAGUGCAGAGCGGGCGCGCGCGCGCUGGGAUUGGAAUGUUCCCCGGGGCCAGGAUCUCCCGCCCGCAGUUGGAACGUUUCCCGGGAUGAGGCGCGUGCCGGUUGCGGGCCAGAAGGAGAGGGAAAGGGAAUGAGGGUGGGAGAGGGACAGCCUGCAAACCUACCCGGAACAGACCGGCUCUCAGUCUCACCACAGAUCCUAUAAGAUCUUUGGUCUCACCCACACCGCCAGGCCAACCCGGAAGUGUUCGCAGUGAGUGCUGUGGGCUCCAGCCAGCAUUGCAAAGAAAGCCUCCCCAGGGGACGGGACGGGACGGGCAGCGAAGCGAGGGGGAAAUAGCCAAAGCUGAUCUCUUGGCUGCUCGCCCAAGUUCCUACAUCUGCCAAUAACGGCUGCAGAAACCGACCAGGGAAAGGAAGGGAUACAUUUGUAUACACUAGCACGAUUUUAGAUCGACAAACAGUAAUGUGUUGAAGAUAUCAGUUAGGUGCUUGGAGGUGACACAACAUAUAAAGAAAUGGCUUCAAGUGAUAUGAUACCAGAGAAUUUGAAGAAUCAUCAGCAAAGGAGCAGGAAGCCUCCCAUUAGCUCCAUUGACCAUGACGCUGAGGCAGAUGAUUGUUUUAUUUUUGAAGCAGAAGAAGCUUGGAAGGAAUAUCACCGUGCUCUCUAUCAGUUCUAUGAGGGCAAAGAACUGUGCGACGUAACACUGAAGGUUGGGCCCAAACUAAUCCCGUGCCACAAAUUGGUGCUGGCGUGCGUGAUUCCAUACUUUAAGGCAAUGUUUCUUUCUGAAAUGGCUGAAGCCAAACAGGACUUGAUCGAGAUUAAAGAUUUUGACGGCAAUGCAAUGGAUGACCUUGUGAAGUUUGCUUAUUGCUCGAGGAUUAAACUUACUGUGGACAACGUGCAACCUCUUCUGUAUGCGGCAUGCAUUCUGCAGGUAGAGCUUGUGGCCAAGGCAUGCUGUGAAUACAUGAAAGCUCAUUUUCACCCGUCAAACUGCCUAGCAGUCCGGUCAUUUGCUGAGAGUCACAAUCGCGUUGACUUGAUGAGCAUGGCUGAUAAGUAUGCUUGCGAACAUUUUAACGAAGUAGUAGAAUGUGAAGACUUUAUAAAUGUUUCACCAAGGCACCUCAUUGCACUUCUUUCAUCCAGUGAUCUGAAUGUGGAAAAAGAAAAGCAAGUGUAUAAUGCUGCUAUGAAGUGGCUGCACUCAAAUCCGCAACAUCACGCCAAGUGGUUGGACCAAGUUCUUGCACAGGUCCGAUUGCCGUUAUUGUCCGUCGAUGUUCUCAUGGGGGUUGUGGCUAAAGAAAGCAUAAUUCGCCAGAAUCUGAAGUGCAGAGACCUGUUGGAUGAAGCCAGAAACUAUCACCUUCAGUUGAGUAACAAGCCAGUGCCAGACUUUGAAUACUCCGUACGCACAACAUCAAGAAAAUACACCGCAGGUAACACAGCUUCUCAUUUUCUUAACCUGAAAAGGUGGAUUCCAAUGCAAAAUAGGAAGAUGUAUUUUAUUAUUCCGUGUAAAGAGAAAUCUGCGAUUGUUUUGUUUUUCUCCUUGGUUAGGUCAUUUCCAACUGCGUGCAGUAAAAUCUACGCAGUUGGGGGUCAUGAUGGAAAUGAGCAUUUGGGCAGCAUGGAAGUAUUUGAUCCAAUGACAAAUAAAUGGAUGGUGAAGGCUUCUAUGAACACUAAACGGAGAGGCAUUUCUCUGGCUUCCCUCGGGGGGCCAAUUUAUGCCAUAGGAGGUCUAGAUGAUCAUACGUGUUUCAGUGAUGUUGAAAGAUACGAUAUUGGCUCAGAUGUGUGGAGUUCUUUGGCAGCAAUGAAUACACCAAGAGGUGGCGUAGGUUCAGUUGCACUUGGGAACUAUGUGUAUGCAGUUGGUGGGAAUGAUGGAAUGUUAAGUUUGUCCAGUGUCGAGAGAUAUGAUCCCUACUUAGACAAAUGGAUGGAGAUUAAGGAUAUGGGACAGAGAAGGGCUGGAAAUGGAGUUGGUGAACUGAAUGGCUGCUUGUACAUAGUUGGUGGGUUUGACGAUAACUCGCCGCUCAGCUCUGUGGAAAAAUUUGAUCCUCGUACAAACAAGUGGGAAUAUGUGGCUGAGCUAACAACACCCCGCGGUGGGGUAGGCGUGGCAUCUCUAAUGGGGAAGAUCUUUGCCGUUGGUGGCCACAAUGGCAACGUUUAUCUAAAUACUGUGGAAGCCUAUGAUCCGAUAAUGAACAGGUGGGAGUUGGUUGGAUCCAUUUCACACUGCCGGGCUGGGGCAGGAGUAGCUGUGUGUUCUUGCCUGGUCAACCAAAUCAGAGACAUCGGCCUGGGAUCCAGCAAUGUCGUCGACUGCAUGUGAUUUCUACCAUUGACACGGAAUUCAGUAGAGUUUACUGAAGAUAGAUUUUUUUCUUCCAUAAAAUUACUGUUCCAUGUAGCCGGUAACCGUAGAGAGAAAAAGAAGGCCAGGGAGAAGCUCUGUACUUUGUAGAUUUUAUUUCACAUUGAAAAAGAAAGGUUUGUUGGUAUUGCAGUUUCUAUUUAUAGGAAACAUUAAAUCUACUUUCAGCCUCUUCCCUUCUGCUCCCAUUUUGUCCAUUUGCCAGUCCUUGGUGGUACGUCAGUGGCCCCACUCCCUUCCUUCCCUGUCCUCGCCCCCUUUCAGGGUUCCAAAUGCAUUUAAAUUCUAGGAAGUUUGGCACCAAGUUCACCAAGCAAUAAUUAUUUAGUUUUGUGAAGCCAAAAGCAACAGUGCACUGUUCAUUUUAUUAGCUACUGUAUUUACAGCAAAGCUAUUAUUUAUAAAUCCUGACAUUGUCAAUUCUUAAUAGCUUCAGACAAAAAUCUUGCAGCCGAUAGAUUUAUAACUAAGGUUUCUAGUUAUGAUUCUGACUUAAUACCCAUUUAGAACAGUGCGCAUUGAUAAUGACUGACUAUUCGUUAGUACCUUUGAUCCAUGUCUUAUCAUCUUGCUUUGUCUCCUCAAAUUGUAUAUUCCACAGUUAUGUAUGAACAUUGCACAAAUUAACAUGAGCUAACUGUGAAUGUUUAUUUUAUGGAAUAAGGGAAUUAUUACAAUUAUUUUCCAGGAUAAGGGAAUGACUUGAUUCUCAUGAAUGAGUGAAACAAAAGUGGAAACCAUUUCUAGUACUUCUCCCAUUCUGAAAAUUCUGAAAAGUUCUGAGGCCACUCUGUAUUUCACAGUGAGUUCUUGAUCAUACUGGGAUUCACCAGGAAAUUAAUGUGCUUGUCCACUGCAGAGGUGUAAAACACUAAAAUUGUGUGCAUCCCUUUUUGCCAUUUGUGCCCACAUGGCAGAGGCCCCUUCAAGGAAUACAAGGAUAUCGGAAGAAGGAUAAUAAUUGCAAGUAAUUUUGGGAAGUAGAUGGGAGAAUGCUAACCCCUCUAGCAUUUAUAACUAUGAUUUUGUUUUUAAUUUAAAUUAAAGCAAUAACAAAUGCAUUGGCACUUAACAGUCUAAACGCAUUGGGUUGCAAUUUGCUAUAUAAUCCAAAGUGAAGUUCAAAAGCUUCAAAUAGCAUCUAUGUAGAUGAUUUAAUGUAUUAGAAACCUAAUUCUCCCCCACUAAUUUGCCAAUAAUUCUUCCUGGCCUGUUAUUUUAGGGAGGAGGUAAAGAAACGCAUGUGGUUAUUUAACCACUGACUAUAUUUAAAAAAUACAAUUUAAUGAAUAUUGAUGAGAUUCAUAUGAUGAUCUAAAGUAAUUGUCUUUAUUACCUUCGGGAAUUGUUUUCACUCUGGGAUAAACUCCAAUGUGAUACUUGCAAGCCACCAACAAUGCUUAAAAAUUAAAUUAAAACAUUAAAUGUUAUAAAUAUUUACAAUGAGACUAUUUGUUUUGUAUAGCUCUGGUCUAAAGUUACAUUGAAUUGUUCAAAAUAGUUUAAUUAUGGUUGUGUUAUGAAAUUUCUAAUGUAAUGACAUUUUGCUCUAUUUGGAAGCGUCCAGUUCCAUGUAAGUCCUUUGCUACGUGUGAGAGAGGUUUAGUUUAGUUUAGAGAUACAGCGCGGAAACAGGCCCUUCGGCCCAUCGGGUCUGCGCCGACCAGCGAUCCUCUACACCCACUAGGGACAAUUUUUUUACAUUUACUAAGCCAAUUAACCUACAAACCUCUACGUAUUUGGAGUGUGGGAGGAAACCAAAGAUCUCAGAGAAAACCCACGCAGGUCACGGGGAGAACGUACAAAUUCCGUACAGACAGCACCCGUAGUCGGGAUCGAACCCGGAUCUCCAGCGCUGCAUUCGCUGUAAGGCAGUAACUCUACCGCUACGCCAACGUGACCGCCCUAUGCAAUGUCAUAAUCUAUGGACACCAGAUUUAAGACAUUAUAAUGCAAGCACUGACAUUGUCCACGAACAAUAUCAAUGGCACAUUAAAACAACUAUUACCUGUG
Molecule: messenger RNA, 4533 nt
Organism: Leucoraja erinaceus (little skate)
Lineage: Eukaryota; Metazoa; Chordata; Chondrichthyes; Rajiformes; Rajidae
Gene: klhl8
Product: kelch-like family member 8
Exons: 9
Coding region: 637-2478 (613 amino acids)
Molecular function (GO): protein binding
Source: RefSeq, a predicted model, not a curated record